This is a messenger RNA of Fragaria vesca subsp. vesca, 1752 nucleotides long. RefSeq names its product putative tRNA pseudouridine synthase Pus10-like. The record is from RefSeq and is a predicted model, not a curated record. Lineage: Eukaryota; Viridiplantae; Streptophyta; Magnoliopsida; Rosales; Rosaceae. Bases 1 to 1587 code for a protein of 528 amino acids. The transcript is spliced from 16 exons. Gene Ontology annotation, biological process: tRNA pseudouridine synthesis. Gene Ontology annotation, molecular function: pseudouridine synthase activity; RNA binding.
AUGGCAACAGAAAUUGAAGCAGCUUCUCCGGCGACCGUCAACGGUGACGACGUGCGGGCUCUCUACGACGCCGUUAGAGCUCUCCCCAGCCACGCCGUGAUCGAGUUGUUCUCAAUAGGGGUAUGCACCAGAUGCAUUUUGCGGUUGUUUGGGGUCAGUGGGAGUGUGCAUUAUCACUCACCACUAUCACAGUCGAUGUUGAGCUCAGUUUUUUCGGAUUCAACCGAUUUGGACAACCGCAGUAGUUUAAGAGAGCCAGUGGUUUGUAGGCUUUGUUUAGGAAUCUUGCAGUUCACUUAUAGUGAGGAUAAGAAGGUGGUGAAAAAGGAGAGCGUUGAGGGGUUGGCUGCUUAUAUUUGCAACCUGAUUAGGGAACAGGGAUUUGAGAUAGACAGCUUUUCACUUGAAGUGUCUAUACCACCUGUUGUCCUGGAAAACGAACGCAUUGUUUGGGAUCAUUUAAAAACAAAGUUUGAAUCUGAACUUCAGCUUCAAGAGAGGUCACUGCCUGAAUGCAUUUCUGUAAAAGAUGCUUUGAAAGUUUCUCUUACGGAAACCCUAGAAACAAUGCUGGAUUGCAGAUCAAGCACAGGCACUUUCCGCAUCCGUUUGACGUACACAUACCCUGUAUCAUCAGAAACAGUUGAGAACUCUGUUGAUGGGUGCCAUGGGAGUAAAAGAAGAAAAACAGGCACACAAAUUCAUUUUGCCUCAAGUGAUGAUGAAACUAAAUGCUCUGGAUUUUCAGCAAGUGAACCUGAGAGUAUGCAAGCUAUUAAAUCGUUGAACUGUCCGAAGUUCCGUAUGGAGCAGACCAAUGAACCUUGUUGUUUGGAGUUCCUCUGUUACAGGACACAAAUAUACUUUGGCGGGAGAUACCUGAAGUACUCGAGAAAUGUAAGUCAGAGCUGUUGGAUUAUUGAUGAUGAAAGAAUGGGAGAAGCAUCUGUUGAGGAGAUAAUAGGUAGCAACAUUCUUCCUAUAUGUCGUGGUGAUAAGUACAAGUUUCAUGCGGCUGGCAGAGAAGAUAUUGAUGUUCGGAUGUUGGGUUCUGGGAGGCCUUUCCUGGUUGAGGUACAAAAUGCGCGCUAUGUCCCAUCGCAGGAGUCUGUAAAAGAUCUGCAAGCAAAGAUAAAUAACUUGCAAAAUAAAUUGGUUGGUGUGAAAAAUUUGAAACUGGUGGGCAGUCAGUCAUGGGAUCUCAUGCGUGAAGGAGAAGCAGAGAAACAGAAGCAAUAUACUGCACUUGUUUGGACUUCUCGCAUUCUCAAGGAUGAAGAUUUUCAGUCUAUAUCAUCAGUUAAAGACAUGCAUAUUCUGCAAAGGACUCCAAUUAGGGUGCUUCACCGCCGAAGUCCUUUGGAACGUAAAAGGAUUAUACAUUGGAUGAGAAUUGAAAGAAUCGUUGGAAGUUCUCAAUAUUUUCUUCUGCACCUAUGUACCCAGGCUGGAACGUAUAUAAAGGAAUUUGUUCAUGGGGAUCUUGGACGCACGCAACCCUGCUUUGGAUCAAUUCUUGAUACUAGAGCUGAGAUACUACGACUUGAUGUAACGGAUGUUAAAAUGGAUUGUUUUCUCACUGAAUGAGGAAGGAAUUGUUCUUGGUGAAAGCACUGCUGAAGCUGGUGUUUUAGGACACAAUGCACAUGGAUCAGUGGAGGAAAUCAUUCUUGGCCCAUCUUUUAUAAAGGAAACAUGUUCACUUGUAUUAGUUCGGCUAGAACAAUUUCUUAAUUUUUAUUUUUUUUGGUC